UGUUAUCGCUCACCCACCGCACAAACACAACCAUCGAUAAUUGUUGCGUUGACUUCAUACGUUUGUUCAUUUUAAUAUACUAUUAAAAUGAAUUCCUUAAGACCCUGUGGCUGCAAGGGCGUGAGAACCUGCCUGACUUGUGAGAAGGAUUAUAAAAUUGAGAAACCAUCGCUGCAACAGCAAUUUCAGAAACUAGAGGCCUGGUCUUAUUGCACACAAUGUGUAUGUUUCUAUGCCGGCUGGGAUGUCCAAGCUGUUCAGAACUCUCAUGGACAACACAACAAAGCUGAGGGCUUGACGCUGCCUGGCAUAUAUGUCGAGGAGCAGUUCCUAAGCAAAGAAGAGGGUGCUCGAUUAAUAGGUGACUUGGAUGCACUGCCAUGGGAUAUUUCACAAAGUGGCAGACGUAAACAGAACUUUGGUCCGAAAACAAACUUUAAAAAACGAAAGCUGCUGCUGGGCGGGUUUAAAGGAUUCCCCGCAAGCACUAGCUAUGUACAGCAACGUUUUGAUAUAGUGCCACUGUUGCAUAACUUUCAGAGCAUAGAGCAGUGCUCACUGGAGUAUGAUCCUAGCAAGGGCGCAAGCAUAGAUCCGCAUGUGGAUGACUGCUGGAUAUGGGGCGAGCGUGUAGUAACAGUAAAUUGCUUGGGCGAUGCAGUGCUGACAUUAAAUCUUUAUGAGGAGAAGCAGGCAGGCAAAUACAACAUGGAUCUGGUGAAGGAUUAUGAAGAGCAGCUGCUGGAGCCGCUGUUAAAACCUGAACAGUUACAGACUUACAAGCACAAAGUGUUGCGCAUACCCAUGCCUAACCUCUCACUUAUUGUGCUUUAUGGUCCAGCUCGCUACCAAUUCGAGCAUUCUGUGCUAAGAGAAGAUGUGAAGGAACGUCGUGUCUGUAUAGCCUAUAGAGAAUUUACACCCAUGUAUAUAAAUGGCUUGGAGAAGGUUAAAGGCGACCCAGUUACAGAACAAUCCCAACUAUUUUGGCGAGUGCCAAUUAAAAACAACUAA
Messenger RNA from Drosophila busckii, 1014 nucleotides. Its product is annotated as alpha-ketoglutarate-dependent dioxygenase alkB homolog 4. Gene Ontology annotation, molecular function: oxidoreductase activity; demethylase activity. Gene Ontology annotation, biological process: oxidative demethylation. The record is from RefSeq and is a predicted model, not a curated record. Lineage: Eukaryota; Metazoa; Arthropoda; Insecta; Diptera; Drosophilidae. The transcript is spliced from 2 exons. Bases 88 to 1014 code for a protein of 308 amino acids.